GCCACAUUUGCAGACAUGCACAGGAUGGAGGGCUCUGGGGAUCUUGAUAGCAGCCUCUUGACACAGCCUUGGGCUUCAGUUUGCUUUGGCGAGUCCACUUUUAUUGCCAAGGCUUGUUUCAGAGAUACGGGCUACGUCUUGUUGAUCUCUGACCUCAGCAGUGUGUGGUAUGAACAUGCGGACAUUGAUGUCGUUGGGAAAAGGUCCAAGGAGCUGAACAAGCGACUGACAGCUCAUGUGUCCUCUUUCCUGAAUCGCUUGAGCAACCUGAUGUGCCCUUUGCUAGAAGGAAGGAAGAGUGAUGCCACCUCGUUCUCCUGCCAACAGACUUCCAGCAAACUCACCAUCCACUUGAAAAGUGAUCUCUCCGGAUUACCUUUCCACUGGGAUUUCCACUGCCUCGCAGCUGCUAUGGAGAUGAUUUCCUGUCAUCUUUUGCGGCCCCUCAUCAGGAUGAGCCUGGCAUUGCAGUGCCAGCUGCAAGAGCUGGCAUCUCUUCUGGUGCAGAAGGAUGCUGAGAUCGAAGACUACAGGGAGAGUGGAGCUGCUCUUAGCAGAGGACGCCUGAGGACCGAACCCUUCCAAGAGGAGUCGUUCCUGCAGAAAGCAAAUUGA
Molecule: messenger RNA, 615 nt
Organism: Pelodiscus sinensis (Chinese soft-shelled turtle)
Lineage: Eukaryota; Metazoa; Chordata; Testudines; Trionychidae
Source: RefSeq, a predicted model, not a curated record